Messenger RNA from Symbiodinium natans, 396 nucleotides. NCBI's taxonomy places the organism in Eukaryota, Dinophyceae, Suessiales, Symbiodiniaceae. The record is from the annotation of a GenBank genome assembly.
AUGGAAUCUCGUCUUGGUAUCAGGAUGCCGACCGCCGCCUUGGAGCCGAUUUGGCACCUCCCGCCCGUCGCCGACGUGUCGCCCCUCCAAGUGUGGUGGCAGCUUGUAUGCACAUGGAGACCGGCCAUGGAACCCACAAUUGAUCCUGAUGUUUCUGAGAUGGCCGAUUUGUUGCCUCCCAGCACUUCUGGGAUGAUGAUUCCAGCGGUGCCGGCACAUCUUCCUGCAGCUGGGGAUAACUCAGAGACAGAUGAAGAGGAUGGCUGGGAGUUUGUCAAUGUUUCUGACACCCUUCUGCACGCAGUGCUGUUUCUUUGGCACAUGCAGAUUGUCUUUCUCGUUUCCAUUGUGCACAUGCAGCUUUGUUGCUUCUGCACACAACAUCGGUGGCAUUGA